AUGGACACACUUGUGUACGACAUUCGAGGGCCAACGACGGUCCACCUUCAACAUGAAUUGUUUCUGUUGUGUUCCAUGACAUUACUGACCGCGUCCAGUCUCCAGCUGGUCUACACCGACAGCUUUGGGUUGCUGGGAGACGCUUUGUUUAUUGGCGCCACCAGUCUGUGGCUUUCCCGGUACAUUUUGAUCCGAUGGAUCGCCACGUGGGAUGUCUCUACCAGUGCUCAUCCAACCAUCACUGGAAUCCUGUCCCGAUUCAUUACCACCCAUAUCAUGGCAGGACAGUAUUUCGAUCGACCUACGGCGGGUCUCAUGGAAGACGACAAACACGCGUCUUCCACCUUUGAAUUGCCCACCGUCAUUGCGGUUUGGGAGUUUUGUCGUGUCCGAAUACUGUUUCCGAUCCUUCGAAGACAAAAAUUCCUCCAAGAAAAGGCUGGAUUCUCCAGUCGAGGAGAACUGUCAUCCGGGGACGACAAAGGAUCCAAUCACAACAGCAGCAGCAGCAACACAAGCAGCCACAACAACCCAAACAAUACAAAUCUAACCAGUGGUACUGUCAACAAGACAAAAAAAGGAAGUGACAGUGGAAUCAAUGAUCUGACAUCCGGCCAUCGUCUCUCCCCUGCGGCACAAAAAGUGAUACGAUCCUUCACCAUUGCCUUUAAUCACAUUGCACCAGCCGUCCAUGUUUGCAUCCCCGUGUGCAUUCUCUUUUUCUACGCAUGGCAGUUGCGUCUUCCCUUUUCCAAUCAACUCAAUCCGUUUUCAUCCUCAUCGACAUGUGGUGCCACAAUUCAUGAUGCAACAACAUCGACCAAUGGCUUGCAGCAGGGAGGCUCAUCCGAUAGUACCACAUUCGAUAUCUUCCUGGUCUUGUCAUGUCCUACUAUUCUGAGCUUGCUACUAUUCAAUAGACUGGUCAACCCUUUCCCGGACCUCGUUGCUGGCUCGAAUGUUUUAAAGGCAGUUCGCAAUGAAGCAAAGACACACGGAGGAUCCAGCAGUAAACCACUCAAAACAAAAGCACAAAAGGAAAGUCAGGAUGGGUCCUGGACCGAACAGAACAAGAACAUUGUGGCACAAAAUCGAUUGCGGCUCUUUGUCACGGUGGGUCUGCUACGAACCAUGGAAAACCUAUUUGUGGCGGUUCUGUUGCCACGAACGGCGUUUGCCUGCAACACCACAGGGCACUGCCAAGAAGGCAUUCAAGUAUGGCAACUACCAUCUCUACUGUAUCCGGCAGGGAGUGCCUACCGAGGAGAUGUCUGUGCCAAUUCCUCCAUUGACUGGAAGUCUCUAUUCUUUGCGGGUAUAAGUGUUGUUUACUGCUCUGUGAUUUUGUUACUGGCGCAAGCCAUCACACUGAAUGGUUCCUAUUUGGCAGUCACUGGAUACAUUUGUGGAGAAUGGACCGAGGUCACUUCCGCCCCGACUUCUGGUCCCACUCCGUCACAGUGGGAUCCAAAGAGACGAUACAAAAAGGGAGACGUUGUCGUGGUCAACCGACCGUUCUCGUAUCCUCGACGACAAGUUCUCUACAAAGCAACCAGCAAUUCACCCGAGGGAAAGCCAUUCGACGUGUAUCUCCGAGCUGUGAACGAAAUGUUCCGCAACGAGCUGGGUCAUCCAUCCACGUCGAGACUUUUGGCGUAUGGCAUUGUUGGCUAUAUCAUGUUUAUUGGGGUGCUCAUCUUGGACUUUGUGGUGACCAGUGUGGUUUCAGAUAGUUCCCAUGGAAAGCUCCUGACUCUGGUGGGAAACAUUGUCGCUUGCUACGGUGCCGUUCGAGUUGGCCUUGCAAGGUCGUCCGAGAUUAGCAAAAUUGCAAAGGAAGUUGGUCAAUAA
Molecule: messenger RNA, 1851 nt
Organism: Seminavis robusta
Lineage: Eukaryota; Bacillariophyta; Bacillariophyceae; Naviculales; Naviculaceae
Source: the annotation of a GenBank genome assembly